AUGUUUUGUGCAAUUAGUGGUAAGGUUCCACAAAAUGCAGUACUAUCACCUUCAUCCAAAUGUAUUUUUGAAAAAUCCUUAAUUGAAGAAUAUAUCCAACAAGAAGGCAAAGAUCCGAUAUCUAACCAACCAUUAAAAAUCGAUGACUUAAUUAGUAUCAAUUCUACUUCUCAACAAUUUGCAUUAACUAAUAGUUUAAACUCAUCUACACUAAAUUCAAAUUAUAGUAUUCCUAAUCUUUUAUCAACGUUACAGAAUGAAUGGGAUGCGAUCAUGCUAGAGAAUUUCAAAUUACGUAAACAACUAGAUAGUUUUAGUAAACAAUUAUCUAUUGCAUUAUAUGAAAGAGAUGCUUCCAAGAGUGUUGCUGCCAAUUUAUUGGAGGAAAGAGAUAGAUUAGCAAAAGAAUUGGAAAAAUUAACAUUGGCAAUUGGUAAUGAAAUUUCUAUCCCCAUGAUAAAUGAUGAGGUGAAUGAAAAUAUGAUCAGCCAAUCUAAAAAUUAUGCAUUAUCUACUAGGAAAAAAACAAGUUCUAAUAGUAAAUUAAACCUACUUAAAAUUGAAACCUGGGAAAAGACCAAUAAUAUUAUUAUAACGAAUAAUAAUAAUAAUAAUAAUGCUGAUAAAAAUCAAAUAAUAUUUAGUAAUCUAAUAGAUUUAGAACAGUAUUUUAUUACUAUAAGUAAUUCAGCAAAUGACAAUACCCUAAAUGUGGAAAUAAUACAUGCUUCUGAAGAAACUAUUAAUAUUAAAGAUAUUCCUAUUAAUAUUUCUAGUGUGACAUACGUUUCAUAUAUUGAAAUUAAUAAUGAAAAUUUUUUGAUUAUUUGUACAAAUAAUUUAGAUAAUAAGCCACAAAUCUUCAAAUAUAGUAUUAAUAAUGGAUUACUAGAUAUGAAAUAUAAAUUCCAAGAAAAAAUAAUAUUUGCCACUCAUCAUUGUAGUGUACUUUCUGAUUAUCUAUUAUGGGUAAAUAACCAAGGACAAAUUGGAUUAAUCAAUUUGAAUGAUUCCAAACAUCAAUAUUUAAUUAAAGAUUCUAAAGAGAUUGAAUCAAUUAAUUUUGCGGAGAUUCAUAAGGAUGGAUUAUUAAUUGGUUUUUUAAAUGAAAAAAAAGAUGAAAUUAAAAUAUAUAAUUUAAGUCAAUGUAAUGAUCCCCCUACGAUUUUUAAAAUUGGUCAAGAGAUUGAUGUGGAUGCAGAAGAAAAAAUCGAAGAAUUCCAAUUCAGUAGUAAUGGGUAUUGGAUGAUAGUUAAUACUACCAGCCAAAUUAUUGGAUACGAUUUAAGAAAAGAUACAGGGACAAUAGCUGUAGGACCAUUUCAAGGUAUUGGUAAUUGUGAUUUGAGUGGUAAGAUAAUUGUAAGUUUCACAAACUCCAAGUUGACAAUAUAUACGUAUAAGAAGAAUCUCAAGAAUUGGAGUGAGAAUGCCAGUUUUGAAAUUUCUGAAGAUGAAAAUUCUUAUAAUCGGUUAGAUGUUUUGUAUAGUAAUAAUACUGGCAAGAAUUUGAAAAUACUAAUGAGUAACGAAAACCAGAUAGAUACAUAUAUUAGUAGGUAA
Messenger RNA from Henningerozyma blattae CBS 6284, 1563 nucleotides. It is a transcript of the gene PRP19, whose product is annotated as E3 ubiquitin-protein ligase PRP19. Gene Ontology annotation, molecular function: ubiquitin protein ligase activity. The transcript has a single exon. Gene Ontology annotation, biological process: protein ubiquitination; mRNA splicing, via spliceosome; DNA repair. Lineage: Eukaryota; Fungi; Ascomycota; Saccharomycetes; Saccharomycetales; Saccharomycetaceae. Gene Ontology annotation, cellular component: cytoplasm; U2-type catalytic step 1 spliceosome; Prp19 complex. The record is from RefSeq and is a predicted model, not a curated record. Bases 1 to 1563 code for a protein of 520 amino acids.